Molecule: messenger RNA, 1773 nt
Organism: Spinacia oleracea (spinach)
Lineage: Eukaryota; Viridiplantae; Streptophyta; Magnoliopsida; Caryophyllales; Amaranthaceae
Product: eukaryotic initiation factor 4A-9-like
Exons: 7
Coding region: 732-1181 (149 amino acids)
Molecular function (GO): RNA helicase activity
Source: RefSeq, a predicted model, not a curated record
CCACGCAGAUUUACAAAUCUGCGAUGCACUGCGUGUCCACCUAAGAAUGUACGAUAAUUUCGGUUUCUAAAAUUUAAUUAUUACCUUUUCCUUUUUUUUAUUUGGUGCGACGCAGUCUACCUGCUCAUAUUCCCUUUCUCUCCUAUUCUCUCAUACAUAUCCUGCCUCCCCUGUACAACUCUUUCUCUCUCGUAUUUUCCAGAUCUCCAUUGUUGAAACUCCAAAGCUUCUCUGUCGAUCUCUCCUUCAAAAUCAAUAUCGAGCUUUCCCUUCAAAGUCUCCUCUCACCAAAUCAUCCCAAUCUCUCAUAUUUGUUUUAAAAUUCAAGCUUAGCGAAUACGAAGGAGGCAAACCCAGAUCUGAAAGCGAUGACUUCUUCAGCCAGAUUUCAAGCCGCGUUCUCUGAAAACUCCAGCUCUGAGUUGGAUGAAUCGGCGACGACUCAUCUUGGGUGCGGUGGAAGUGGGGCUGAGUUUUGGGGCAUUCUGUUGAGUCGACUCAGACUGAGUUGGUCCCGAGUUACACCGGUACAUGCCUUCAAAUUGCAGAAAAGUGGGGAGAGAAAGAGGGAUAUAGUUGGGUUUUCGAAACAGUGAAAUCUGCAAGUGUCCUCUUCAUCUGCGAGCUCCCAUUCCAGCAUAUUGUCCGUGAAAUUUCUCAGGAUUUCAAGCAUUCACUUGAUUAUCAUACCCGAUUAUGGUCCAGUUGACAGUAACGUCAGAGAAGAAGUCAUGGCAGGAGUUGCACCUGAAGGUUCCCAGUAUGAUGCUCGCCAGUAUGACAGCAAAAUGAGUGAAUUGCUUUCUGAGGAAGGAAGUGAUUUCUUCACUUCAUAUGACGAGGUUUAUGAAAGCUUCGAUAAAAUGGGUUUGGCAGAGAAUCUUCUUAGAGGAAUCUAUGCUUAUGGUUUCGAGAAACCUUCUGCUAUUCAACAGAGGGGAAUAAUCCCAUUCUGCAAGGGUCUUGAUGUUAUUCAGCAAGCCCAGUCUGGUUUUGGAUCUGAUCACGAGAAGGACUUUUUUUACAGCACUCCAAGCUGUUAUUCGAUGCAUCAAGUCCCCCCAGGAGUACUUGGAACAGGUAAAAUGAAAGGAAUUACAUUCAUAAAGGAUCCUGAUGGCUACUGGAUUGAAAUCUUUGAUCUUAAGACAAUUAGAAGUGUUGCUGCAGGUGCCUCUUGAGGCUUUCUUCCAGGUGGUUUUCUAUCAUUAAUCAUUUAUUAAGUCGUAUCCCAUAAAGGAAUAUAGAAAAUUUUCUAUGUGCGAAGGAAGUACGUCUUAUGUUGUUUUUUUCCUGAUGUUUUCUUUGUAUACAAAUAGCAUCUUAGUUCACUUAUCUUGUAAUAACGUACUCUUAAUUGAUUUAAUAUGCCCCCUUUUAUUUAAUUUUAUUUUUUUAAUAUGCCCCCUUUUAUUUAAUUUUUUUUUUAAUAGCGCAUUUGUUAGUCGUUGGGCAUGCCUGAGUUUUUCAUCCCUGGAUCAAGAUGUAGUGCACGCGAUGCGUGCAAUAAGUACGAGUCGACUUUUAGCUUAAUAUGCAAUAUUUCUUUUAAAGUUUGAAAACAUUCCUUAAGUUGUUUAGUUUAAUUUGUAAUACUUUCUUAAGGACAUGUAAUACUUCAUGAACAAUGUCGACUUUUAGCUUAAUUUGUAAUAUGAACUCGAUCUCUAGCUAGAUACCUUUGUUGUAGUAAUUUUAUGUUUGUUGUAACAUGUUGGUUGAUCUAUGACGAAUUUAAUUGCCUUUUAUUGGGAACGUUAAUUACGUUGUAAA